AUGAAGGGUGGAGGCGUGAAGAUCCUGUUUGAGAAGGAGCUCGGUGUGGCAGAUUUCCACCUGCCCAACAAAAGCUGCAUCCUCUACGUGUCUGAGUGCGACAUCAUUGCAGGGAACAGCUACAAGAGGAAACUGGUUCGCUACAGAAACAGCAGCAGUAGUUUCCAGGAGCUGGUGCUGGUGGAGAACACCAGACUCAGUGAGCAGUACUUCUCCGCUGUGCAGAAGUUUGUGGUGUUUGACCUCGGCCUGACUCUGCUGCCGGUCAGCGGGCAGACUGAAGCCUCACAGCUCAUCACUCAGAUUGUUCACGGUGGGGGGGUCAGGGAGAACCCCUUCAGGAGGAGGACUUCGUCUCAGCUGUUGGACCCGCUGAUCCUGGCUCUGGUCCAGCAGGUCCCCGGGGUCGGCAGGGUCAAAGCUCUGGCCCUGCUGCAGCACUUCUCCAGCAUCCAGAAGCUCUGCAACGCCGCCCCCGCCCAGCUGGAGCCCAUCGUGGGUCAUGCUGCAGCUCAACAAAUCCACAACUUCUUCCACAAAGCCACUGCUGCUGGAACCUGAAGGUCCGACUCUGGGUCUGCACUCAACCAGGAAAGUUUGGAUUGAAUCAUAAUGCAGAAACGCUUCAGCUCACAUGGACACUAACUCUUUAUUUGAAA
Messenger RNA from Dicentrarchus labrax (European seabass), 659 nucleotides. Its product is annotated as Fanconi anemia core complex-associated protein 24-like. NCBI's taxonomy places the organism in Eukaryota, Metazoa, Chordata, Actinopteri, Moronidae. Gene Ontology annotation, molecular function: chromatin binding. Gene Ontology annotation, biological process: interstrand cross-link repair. The record is from RefSeq and is a predicted model, not a curated record. Gene Ontology annotation, cellular component: Fanconi anaemia nuclear complex.